AUGAGUGAGAACAAUUCUGACGGAGGUCCAUUUCCACUGAAAAGAUUGCCAGAUGAGUUAUUACAGGAAGUGUUCUCACAUCUACCACAAGAGGAUAGAUUAACUGCAUGUCUUAUUGAUAAAAGAUCUAACAAAUUGGCAACCAAAUUGGUUUACAGAAGAAUAUAUUUAAACGAUUCUAACGUGGUGAGAAGUGAUUAUAUGAAUUUAGCCAUUAACUGGACCCUUUUAAAUAUACCAUCGUUUCUGUCCGAAGAUGACUCAAGAAAAAUCGCUAACUCCAAAUUAGUGAAACUCAUUUGGACCCUAAGUGUUAACCGAUUUCCCCUAAAUUGUGUUCAAUGGAUUAGGAUUAAUUGGGAUUUGGAUUCAGCUUUACAACGGACUAUUCUGGCCGUUCUUUGUUCCAAAGGUGAAGCUUUACAAAGGCUAGAAAAUGUUACGGAUCCGUCAUGUAAUGAUAUUAUUGCAUAUGGAGCUGUAUCGAAACAUAAGGUGACUAGUUUUGAUAUGGCACCACCAAAUUCAUUACCAGAGCUACCAGUACCCAGGGAUUAUAUCCCCAAUCUACAGAAAUACCUGAGACACAGAAUCUCUUCCAGGUUGUCACAUAUGACCCUCUUCAUGGACCCCAUUCAACUUUUCAACUAUCUACACCCCUUGGAACAGAAAUUACAAAUUGUAGAUCUAAAAUUGCAUUGGAGAAGAGAAUUUUAUGAUCCCAGAUGUUUUAUGCAUAGACUACGAAGCAGACCAUUAACGAAACUUUCCGAAGUGUUCGAUGUGCGUACCCUGAAAGUGUUAACCAUCAUCUCAUGGAGUGAAUCCCUUGUUCCCAGAGAAAUUGAAAUGGUCAGAGAUUUUAAAGAAUUCAUCUAUUUGGAAGAUUUGUCUUUGAUUUCGAUCAAGCAAAAUUUUGAAGUUCUGAUGACUUUCUUCUAUAAUUUCCCUCAUUUGAAAAGGUUAAAGAUGGAUUUCCUAGAAGAUUUCAUACCGGAAACAACAAAACCCGAGAUAUUUUUGACCAUUUUACUGGUUUGCAAGAAAUUGCAAUUUAUUGAUAUGAGAUUCGAAGGAAUGGAUUCUCAAAUAAUUUCGUUACAUGAAAACAGAUUUAUAUUAAAUCAAAAAUGUCACUGUAGUGGUUGUGUGCAUACUUUUGAAAAUAUUUUGAAAAAGAAAAUUUUCUUAUUCCCAGAGGAUAGAUUAUUAUAUGAUAUCCAUGACAUUACAGCUAAAGAUAUUUUUAAGAUGAUGAGAUAUUUAUCUUUGUUACCUUAUUCAAAGGCAUGCGAUUGCUAUCCGAGUGUCAGGACACAACCAAUGAAUUUGGAACAAUUUGUGAAAAAGAUGAAUCGAGAUCUUUUCUUCUAUCGUCAUAGCAGGCGUCAAUUGGUUCCUAAUGGUGAAUUGGAUGAUGAAGAAAUUAUAGAUAGUGAAUCCAUGUUGAGAAAGCUACCACAUGAUCCUUUGACUGAAGAAGAUGUGAUUAAGUGUUACCACGCCCUAAUCCAUCAUUAUAGAACUACUUACAUUUCUUUCCUCAAAGGUUUCCCAGAAUUGAGGUUUUUAAUGUUAAACGAUAUCCCUACAGUGGUUGUGGAGGAAGAUGGCGAAAGAGUCUUUCAACCCAUUUUCUUCCAUUGUGACUAUAAGACAAAUCUAACUGGUUGGUCUAAACUUCGUCACAAAAAACACAGGGGGAGUGAUGAUGUCAACGAUAGCGUUACGAGAAAGGCUACAGUUUUUUAA
This is a messenger RNA of Zygosaccharomyces rouxii, 1752 nucleotides long. It is a transcript of the gene DAS1, whose product is annotated as SCF ubiquitin ligase complex subunit DAS1. The record is from RefSeq and is a predicted model, not a curated record. Lineage: Eukaryota; Fungi; Ascomycota; Saccharomycetes; Saccharomycetales; Saccharomycetaceae. The transcript has a single exon. Gene Ontology annotation, molecular function: protein binding. The coding region runs from base 1 to 1752 and encodes 583 amino acids.